This is a messenger RNA of Prunus armeniaca (apricot), 2568 nucleotides long. The record is from the annotation of a GenBank genome assembly. NCBI's taxonomy places the organism in Eukaryota, Viridiplantae, Streptophyta, Magnoliopsida, Rosales, Rosaceae.
AUGUCAACUGAUCAGACCAAUUUUAGCAACAACAUGCUUGAAGAUACUUCAAAGCCUACCAACGACAACAUACUUGAAGACACCUCUAAAGCUAAGAGCGAUAAAGGGCUACGUGGUGCACAUGAAGAUGCAUCCCAGCAGUCACAAAAGGAUGAUCAUGUUCAGGGGGAAGUAGUGGAGGAUAAGCAAGAACUGGAAGCUGAGGGUGAUCAUGAACCAGUGAAAGCUAUUGAUAAUGAAGCAGUAGCGGACGGUGUGGAUGAGGAGCAAGUGAUCCAAUCUGUGGAUAAUGAAGCAGUGGCAAAUGAAGAACCAAUUUCUGAAAACAAGGAGGAGGAUCUUACUAGUCUUAGUGAUGAUCAGGAUCCUGCAACAAUGUUGCCCCAUGACCAACAGCUGCCGGAGGAUCCACAGGUGACAUACGAGGGUGGUGCUGCCAGCGGCACUCCGAAUACUCCCUCACACUCCAGCCCUUCAGUUGAUUCUGCAUUAGCAGGAGGGGCAUCACCUGGAGUGGAUGCACAAGCCGAUCUUGAUCAGUACUACUCACUUAUUAGCUCCGAAAUUCCCUUCAGUUCUUUGCUUGGAAAUGAGUCGAGCAGUUUUGUGCCAAGUGGCAACCACCAUAACCAGCAGUAUUUUCAGCAAAUUCUCUACUCUCAAUUGCCAACCAUGGCACAAGAAAACAACAACAACAACACCCGCACCAAUCCUAGCAUGCUGUUCCCUCUUGAUCAAACCCCAAUCAGAAACCUGGACAGCGGAAGUGGAAGCAGUGCUGCUUUUGGGAGCCAAAAUAUGCACCGUCAUCAGUCAAACACCUCCCAUAUGAUGGUGCAGCCACUAUUGGACAAUGGAAAUACUGCUGCAUUCAUGAGAUCCACUAAUCAGCCUCCAACUAUUUUUGGAGGCGAAGACCUGCAUUUCCAACGCUUUUUCCAAAGCCAGGCUGCUGGAAGCUUUGGAGGCCAGCAGAUUCCACAACUCCACAGCAUCCCUGCUCAGCAACACGGAAUAAUGACCGGAAACUUUGCUGGUGGACAUCCAUACCCAGUGGCAGAAGUGGCGAGGACACCGAGGAUGACAAUGAAUAAUUGGGAAGACAACAUCAACAUGGCUGCACCAACACCAAACCUUCAUGUACCCAAUAGAGCUCAUUGGUCGACGCAAUUAGGUCAAGCCUCCCAAGGCCCGAACUAUGGCAACAGUAUUAUUCCUAAUGCUCCGGCCUCAAAGCCUAUCAAGAACUCGCUUUAUGAUCCGAUGUAUGAAGCCAUGGGAUUGCCAGUGGAUCCACACCUGCGACUUUUUCUUGGGAUGCAGAGGCGCAACAAUGGAACUUUUGGUUUAUCUAUGGUUACAUGCUCUUCUUCUAAUGGAAGAGAGCCUGAUUCUGUGGAUGGUGUGAAGAGCGUGGAGCGGUUGCUUGAAGAGAAAAGGCGAGCUGAGCUGUCUGCUCGGAUUGCCUCAGGAGAAUUCACUGUCGAGAAAAUUGGUUAUCCAUCUCAAUUGAAGAACGGUUUGUCGAAGUUGGGUGUUCCUCGGGAGAUUGUAGAUUUUUUAUUCAGUUGGGCUGAUGCACAUGAUGGCUCUCCCAAAAUUCCAGAGGCAAAAGGAGAAAUUAGAGCCAUUCAAAAUGAGGCCUUUUUCAUCCCACUAUAUGAGCUUUACCUCACCUAUGGUGGAAUUUACAGGCUGACCUUUGGACCAAAGUCCUUUUUGAUCGUUUCUGAUCCUUCCAUUGCCAAACAUAUAUUAAGGGAUAAUUCAAAGGCUUAUUCAAAGGGAAUCUUGGCUGAAAUUCUAGAGUUUGUCAUGGGGAAAGGACUCAUCCCAGCAGACGGUGAAAUAUGGCGUGUUCGACGACGUGCUAUAGUCCCCGCAUUGCAUCAGAAGUAUGUAGCAGCUAUGAUUAAGCUCUUUGGAGAAGCUACAGAGAGGCUUUGCCAAAAGCUAGAUGCUGCUGCAUCUGAUGGGGAAGAUGUAGAGAUGGAGUCACUUUUCUCCCGUUUGACACUGGACAUCAUUGGCAAGGCACUUUUUAAUUAUGAUUUUGAUUCAUUAACAGAUGACACUGGGAUAGUUGAGGCUGUGUACACUGUCCUCAGAGAAGCAGAAGAUCGUAGUGUUGCACCAAUACCAGUAUGGGAGAUCCCAAUAUGGAAAGACAUUUCACCACGACAAAGAAAGGUCGCAACAGCCCUCAAACUAAUCAAUACUACGCUGGAUGAUUUGAUAGCAAUUUGCAAGAGGAUGGUAGACGAAGAAGAGCUACAAUUUCAUGAGGAGUAUAUGAAUGAACAAGAUCCUAGUGUUCUCCAUUUCCUUUUGGCGUCUGGGGAUGAUGUUUCUAGCAAGCAACUCCGUGAUGACUUGAUGACAAAGCUUAUAGCUGGGCAUGAAACAUCAGCUGCAGUUUUAACAUGGACCUUUUAUCUUCUUUCCACGGUAACACAUUUGAGGCCUAGUAAAGCAACUAAUUUCUCACUUUUAUGUUCUUUAGUGCAUAGUAAUAUGGAUCUUCACUUGAGGCUUACACCUCGCCCUGUAACCGGGAAUUUUGGGUAA